AUGUCUCUGCCUGCUGCUUACCAGAUAGAAAUAGAAUCCCUCGUAAGCCAGAUUCGACUCAAGAACCCGUCCGAUAUUCUACAAUUCUGUUCCGACUAUUUCCUCCGACGUCUCGCAGACGAACGGGCUGCUCACUUGACGCGACAUCCUUCAUCAACUCGUAAAACCAGUGUUAUGUCGGGAACUGCUUUCACGAGCCCUUUCGGGGCAAACUCAAACCCUUUUGGUGGUGACGGCACUAAAGCUGAAGCUAGCAGUGGACCGUCUGGAGGUCUACUUAAUGUUGUGGAGGAAGAUGAGAACGACACGAUUACUUCUCCCACGACUCCACGGUUCGGUGCCCACAAUACAUCAGGCGCGCCUUUCCGUGGCCCGUUUGGAGGCGAUGGGCUGGUAGAUGGACCUCCGUCUUCUAUGCGAACACCGCCAAACCCCGAUAGCUACCCAGCCCAGUACAAUUUCGGACGCCGCACUUCUGUCUCCGCCGAGUCGCUGAAGCCAGUAGCAGACGUCAAUGAUAACUGGACUCCUCCGUCGUAUCCUAAAACACCAGAACAAUUACAGAGGCUGAAGAAGGCUAUCGAGAACAACUUCUUGUUUAGCCAUCUUGAUGAUGAGCAAAACGCUCAGAUCCUAGGCGCUUUGCAAGAAAAGCCCAUCCCGGCUAAAGAUAUCAAGGUCAUCACCCAAGGCGAUGCGGGUGACUACUUCUACAUUGUCGAGAAAGGGUCUUUCGAUGUAUAUGUCAAUAACGCCGGCGCAUUACAGCCAGGUCCAGACGGAAUGGGAAACAAAGUAGGCAACAUUCAAUCUGGAGGUUCUUUUGGUGAAUUGGCCUUGAUGUACAAUGCGCCAAGAGCUGCCACCGUUAUUUCUGCCGAGGCUGGAUGUAAUUUAUGGGCGCUUGAUCGCGUCACGUUCCGUCGUAUUCUCAUGGAGUCUACGUUCGCGCGCAGGCGAUUAUAUGAGAGCUUCCUGGAGGAGGUGCCGCUCCUUUCUUCCCUUACGCCUUACGAGAGGUCGAAGAUUGCCGACGCGCUAGAGACCAAGAAGUUCCCGAAAGGCUACACAAUUAUCAAGCAGGGUGACAUUGGGAAAUCGUUCUUCCUGCUAGAAGAUGGCGAGGCAGAUGCAUACAAGGAUGGCGGAUCACAGUCUGUUAAGCAUUAUAAGAAGGGCGAUUUCUUCGGUGAGCUUGCGCUCCUAGACGACAAGCCCCGAGCGGCGGACGUAAUCAGUUCGACCGAGGUGAAGGUUGCGACGUUAGGCAAGACCGCAUUUCAGAGGCUACUUGGGCCCGUGGAGAGUAUUAUGAGAAGAACUAGAUACGUGGGUGUCAAGUCGGGGGUUGAAGACGUUGACCCCUUACACGCGUCAUCCUAA
Messenger RNA from Annulohypoxylon truncatum, 1383 nucleotides. RefSeq names its product camp-dependent protein kinase regulatory subunit. NCBI's taxonomy places the organism in Eukaryota, Fungi, Ascomycota, Sordariomycetes, Xylariales, Hypoxylaceae. Gene Ontology annotation, biological process: regulation of protein phosphorylation. The coding region runs from base 1 to 1383 and encodes 460 amino acids. The record is from RefSeq and is a predicted model, not a curated record. The transcript has 2 exons. Gene Ontology annotation, molecular function: cAMP-dependent protein kinase regulator activity. Gene Ontology annotation, cellular component: nucleus; cAMP-dependent protein kinase complex.